This is a messenger RNA of Monascus purpureus, 5505 nucleotides long. The record is from the annotation of a GenBank genome assembly. Lineage: Eukaryota; Fungi; Ascomycota; Eurotiomycetes; Eurotiales; Aspergillaceae.
AUCGCCUCGACCAGUUUCAUGAUCUUCCGGCUAUUUUCUCCUUCUCUUCUAUUUCUUUUUUCUCUCUCGCUUCUCAUCCACUUUCGUUUUUCUCCCGAAGCAUUCCCUCGUUGAUUGUCUUCCAGCAACAGGCUUGCUUUUUCUUAAAAUCUCCUCCGUGAUCACUGCAAUCCUAGAGCUUCACUCUCCGUCCUUUCUGCUCUGAUAUCAUCCUUCUCUCCAUCAAACUCCCACCUGCCCAGGCCGCCAUCCCAUCCCUUUCGUCGUGUUGGGAAUCCUCUCUUCCUUUGUCGCUUCCCCCUUCUUGGAAAUCAAGGCUGCUUUAUCGACCGUUCUUGGAUAUUCUGGGUCCGCCGUCCUUGCUUCCUUGGCUCGCCCUACCUGUCCGCCGGUUAUUUUUGGACAUCCAAUUCCUGUCUUUUAUCUUUUUUAUUAUUAUUUAUUUAUUCUUUUCAGAACCCACUCAUUGCGCGUAUUGGCUCGAUUGUCUUCGUGCGCCUGUCGCUACUAUUGUCUCGGAUCCGGUGCUUGUGCUCUGACGGCCUCCAUCUCACUCGCCCCGUCUCGACUGAAUCGCUUCUCAUGGCGUGACGCCUUGAUAUAACUUCCUCCCAACCAGUGUGAAAAAGGCACCCGAUGUCGCCCAUGUGAUAAAAGUACUUGCUUUCCCUCCCCAAUUGCUGUCUUCCUUGUCAUCAGUUGUCUGUUUUUACGGCUUUUUUUUCACUCUACCGAACCUCUCCCCGGACUCCCGACUAUGACCGGACACCCCGAAAAGAAACAACGGCGCAAGAGCCUGGGCAUGUUCAGCGCAUCCCCGGCGCCUUUGACCCGCCCUGAAUUCCACCACCGAUCCUCGUCCGAUGACCAUCAUGCCUUGAAGGGCAAGCCCCGUCCCAAUUCUGGCUUCUUCGGCGGACACAACCCAAGCAGCUCAUACCCUGGCCAGGUCCAGCGUAUUUCCGAUGGGACAGAGUCGGAAACACCAUUCAGUGCUGUCCCGGAGGCGGUCCCACGGCCAGGCCCGAUGCCCCGACGCAAAUCACUGUUGAGAAAACGUAGGUCCGUAUUUGGCUCCUUGCGCUCACAGAAUUCUCUUGACGAUGGCGAUGCCUCCGGAAGACGCUCCAAGGUUUCAUCUAUUGGCGAUGAUGAUUCCAGCCUAGGCGUAGGAUCCGCUGUAUUGCACCAUGGAGAGGUCCAGACGACCGGGGGAAUGUGGAGGAAGAAGAGCCAGUACCUGGUCCUCACCGACACACAUCUGAUUCGCUUCAAGAGUCAGAACAAGGCCUUAGACGCAUUCCCUUCAAUAGCAGCCUCGUUCACUCACGCCCUCCCCGGAAGCCGCCAGUCGUCCGUAUCGAUCGGUUCGAUGCAGGAUAUGCAUAUGGUAGCCCACGACACUGCUGCAGGAAUCUCCCUUUCCAGUAUCAUUGCGGUGUAUGCCUUGGACGACGGCCGACUCUCGUCCAUCGUCGAAGUAGCCUACCUGGACGAGCGUACGCACAAGACAGCCCUGAUCCAGAUGCAUAUGCCCGAUCCCCAGGAGCUGAAUCUGUGGAUGACUGGCAUUCGCUCCGCGGCACGGUUUGCCCGCUCUGUCAACCCGUUGCCCAUAGAUCAGAUGUCUGUCGACUACGUUGUCAGUGUGCUGGAACAUGAGAAAGAUUAUGAUCCGGUGACUUUUCGCCUCUUCCGGGUCCUUCAGAUGGCUUCUACAAAGUCCUCUGGCGGAUCAUCCGAGGAUCUCACCAAACUGUCCCCGACAGGCUGUUAUCUUGCCGUUGGAUCACACAAAAUUCACUUGAUCCCCCUUCACAAAGCUUCCCACCGUGGCUCCCUUACGUCGUCAAGCGAUCUGGAUGCGGCAUCGCUGUCUUUUGGGCUGAUGACAUUGACCGGUCUGUCGAUGGAGUGGGGUGACGAUAGCCUACAUCUAACUUUCCGCAUUCCACUUUGCAAACCGUUUUCAGUGUUUCUUGCGUCCGUCCAUGCUACCGAGAUAGCUCUUUGGAUAAGACAGUACUGUGAAUUCUUACGACCGCUUUGGAUAAAUCAACCGUGUCAUUUUAUAACCCCCCGCGAACUGGAUAAUGAUGACAACCUGCUGCCAUUGAGCUUAAUGGAGGAAGAGGAGGACUACGGCUGCUUUGAUCGCACUCUGGUCGCUUAUUCGGCCGGUUAUGAUAUCGAUACCUCCAACAUCCGGUAUACUAUCGACAUGCAAUGCGACGACGCGCCGUGUUUCAAGCUUUUGCCACCAGCUUCACUCAGUAGUCAGAACUAUACAGCCCUUGAGCUGAUUGCAGUGAUGAGAGCGCUGCGGUACAAUGACUCUUUCCGGACCAUAUCCUUUAGCGGCAUCAGUUUGGAUGCGCUCCGUGGUAUUCGCGACCCGUAUGGUCCUGACAAAGAUGCAUUUACCACCCGCGCGGGAUCGCGGGUUUCUAUUCCAGGGCAAGAGAACCUGUCUGUUUUGUCACAGGAGAUACGCGCAUUAGCUUUGAAGAGCAAAUGGCUCAGGCGACUUGACUUUUCAUACUGUCUAAAACGGACACCAUCCUCGGAUACGGGUUGUGAUAUCCCAGAGGCUAUCUUCCCUAUAAUUCGGCGGGAGUUACUGACGUGCGUUGAUUGGGUCGCCUUGAAUGGGAUCAAACUGGGUGAAUCGGACCUCGACUAUCUGGUCGACGCUGCCUCCCAGAGGGGAAGUCAUCUUCGGGCACUUGAAGUAGGCAACUGUGGCUUAUCCAUCCAUAAUCUCGAUUUGCUCCUCUCGACAAUAGUAGCACAGGAAUCGACUCUGGAGGCUAUCGAUAUCUCGGGGAUGCAAGGUCGUCUUAGCCCCGAUACACUCCAACAAUAUUUCGGUUACUUUAAUCAGCUGCGUAAGGUGGACCUGUCGUGCAUCUCUAGGACUUCGGGUCCCGACCCCCUUAUCACCAAGGAUAUGCUCCUUAAUUGGCGAUUGGAGGAGUUAUCGUUGAACCGGACAACAGUUAACCAAGAGACAACUCGCUCGAUUGCAGCCUACUUGGCCAGCGAUAAAUCUCGGAGCCUACGUGUUCUGCAGAUGAACCAGUGCGGUCUGACAGGGGAAGAUGUGGCAAUGCUAUUGCGCUCUAUAGCAAGCAAUGGCGGAGCCCAGAGAAACUUGCAUGUUUAUGUCAAUGAGAAUAGACUCGACACUGGUUGUCCGCAUCUUUCUGAUGCUAUCGCUAGAGACCAAACACCGUCCUUCCUUUCGAUGAGAAUGAUAGAUUUCAAAAGGGAGGAGCAUUUCCGCCAACUGGUCGAGGCUGUGAGAAAUAAUAAAUCGCUGAAAUUCUUGGAUAUUUCCAAAGCGUCCCUGCCAUAUGAUGCGGGUCCAGAGACAUGCAAGUCUCUGCAGAUGAUGUUCGAAGAUAACGACACGCUAGAAGACCUGGAUAUCAGCGGGGAUAGCGCGCAUCUGGAUGUGGCUAGAUUCGGAAUUGGGCUUAAUCUGGCAUUGACAGGUCUGAAAAAGAACAAAUCACUGAAGGUGUUACGUAUCGAACACCAGAAGCUCGGGUUUCAGGGUGCCAGCACCCUGGCAUCUGUGUUGGAAGAAAAUACCUGCCUCCGCGAGGUCCACUGUGAAAACAAUGAGAUGAAUCUGCAAUCGUUUACCGUUCUGGUCAAUGGUCUGGAGAAGAAUAAUUCACUGUUCGUUCUCUCUUGCAUGGAUGGAGACAGGAUCAGGUCUCUUGAACGGAUACGUCGAGAGAUGGAAUCUCUAACUCGAGAAUCUUCCGGCCGUCCACAGAACCCUCCGACAGGCUCCUCGACAACCUCUCUGCGCCGGACAAUCUAUGCCGCUGUCGGCCAGGUUGGAGGAGGCAACAAGUUGACUAAGAAUGCUAAUUCUGCUACCAAUGCGCGUAACGGGCACCCUUCUAGACCUGCGAGGAUUAGCCCUCCUUCUUCCGAACUCCUUGAUCAACCUGCGUGCCAGGAAAUCGAACGUGUGCUCCUUUCCCUGACCGAAAAAUGGGACUCUGAGGUUGUCCGUUUACACGGAUAUCUUUCUCGGAAUUAUAACCUGGCCCAUGGGUUAGAUGAGAAAUCCUACGAAGAUAUUGGCGUUGGAUACAUCGAUGAGAAGCCCUUUGAACUUCCGCUGGCUACCGACAUAAGUCCGAGGAUGUCGCUGGAUUAUGAAAAAUUUCUGGCUUCAAGUGAGGUUCCUCCUGCCCCAACUAAUGAUGCAGUCGGUGCUGCCGAAGAGAUGGGUUCCAGACCAUUGUCACCACUGACGACAGAGCCUCCAACCAGCGGAGUUCCCACCGGGUCCUCGGUGAUAACCAGUGUCGCUGAAGCUAAGACGGCGGAUGUGACAGAUUCCGCCCUGAGAGGUGUGCUGUCAAUGCUGAAUCGCAAUAACGCGGAGGAAAAGAAAGAAGAGUUGCUCUUCGACAGUGAAUUCGCUGCUAGUUUCAGCUCCAUACGCCAUGAUAUCAAACUCGACGAGCAGUGGCGUCCGAGGACAGCUCCACUGUCUCCAACCCAUCCUCCAGCCCCUGCGAGUACCUUGCCUGGAUCCUCGAGAGGACGUGCGCAACCACCACCCACCAAUGGUGCUCAUAAACCUGGAAGCGCUCGAAGCGCCUCUGGCUCCGCGACCAGUAACAGUACGGGGUCGAGUUCAAGGAGCCUAUACCCCUCGGCGCUCAAAGGGCUUGUCAGCAAGAGUGCUUCCAGGGAGAAAAAGAGAAUGGAAAAAUUGAGAAAUAUUAAACCGAUAUCCAACGAGUCGAAUGUGAAAUCCUACAGCGAGCGACAGCCAAAUCCGCCACAGCUGGACUGGUCCCCGCCCAAGCUUGAUUUGAGUUUCAGCAGUACAUAAUGAUCUGCAUACAGUACAUAUGUUCAUGCAUGUAUAGAUCCUUUCCUUCAUUUCCCCCUUUUUCUGACUAUGAUCAUUACUUUUUGUCUACUUUCUUCCUUUUCCUUCAUGUCCAGGAAAGAACAUAUUACCCAACUCAUCUGAGCAAUUGAAGAUACCCACCCAAAAGCACAGCAAUGCUGAAGAUAUAACCAGCAUAUGACUCCAACCAGCGCGCAGUGUCUUGUCUACAUGAUCAUUUUCUCCCCUUUCACGUUAUUUCUUUCUUUAUUCAACCCAUCUGCAGCACACAGCUCCAGUCGCUCUUCUUUUUUUAUUGUUCUUUCUAUGAUGCCUAUAUACCUAAGACAAUAUUCUUUUUUUUUUUUCUUUUUGACUUUUCUUACCUGGAUGUAUAUGCAUAUCUCUCUCUAUAUGGGUAUGUACUUAUUGAAUUUGGCGAUAUUGGAUUGGAUUGGAGUGGGCUGGCCUGGGCUCUGCAUCAUAUAUUAUAUUGGCAUGUAACAAUGUGUUUUUCGGUGUUAUUGCAGAUUGAUUACUUAUUAGGUAGCUAGAUAUGGAGUCUAUAUUGGUAUUAGGUGGGUAGGUUAGCUUAGUGAAUAUAUUGUUAAGUGAGAAGACGAGAUGGCUAUAUAAAU